Annulohypoxylon truncatum is the source of this 1848-nucleotide messenger RNA. Its product is annotated as FAD dependent oxidoreductase. Gene Ontology annotation, biological process: retrograde transport, endosome to Golgi. The coding region runs from base 412 to 1788 and encodes 458 amino acids. Lineage: Eukaryota; Fungi; Ascomycota; Sordariomycetes; Xylariales; Hypoxylaceae. Gene Ontology annotation, cellular component: cytoplasm; late endosome. The record is from RefSeq and is a predicted model, not a curated record. The transcript has 2 exons. Gene Ontology annotation, molecular function: oxidoreductase activity.
CACAUGUUUUGUUAGUCAGACAAGACAGAAUUGACUACAAUACAUUAUUGUCUCUCGAUAAUCCCUGCCUUUUAUUGAAAACGUCGGGAUUCACGACGUCAAUGGCUUGAUGCUCGAAUACUUAGCUUGAACGUAGAUACAUACUUGACGUGGUACCAAUCAGCGGGUAGAUCCGAAUGAACCUCGAAGUCGGUACUUCCUAACUUACCAAUCCCAUAAUUUGGGUAACGGGUAACUGCUACCUGCUGUAGCUGUUAACAUCCCAUUCCUUACUUCGAACUUGCAUUGCAGCCAAGCCAUGUGAAAUCUUAACCUAGCUGCUUUAGUCGAGACGAAAAGGUCAAUCUUAACUUCCGUCCAAUCCUCCAAGACCUUGUUUACCACUGAUUCGGUCAUGUCAAAUACAAUAAAAUGGACAGUCGUAUGCCCCAGCCACGACAUAUCGUGAUCAUAGGGGGUGGUGUCAUCGGCACAACAACAGCAUACUAUCUAACCCGACAUCCCUCCUACAACACCGCCAUCCACCACAUCACGCUCCUCGAAGCCACCUCGCUAGCGGCUGCCGCAUCGGGGAAAGCGGGCGGACUUCUAGGUCUCUGGGCCUAUCCGUCAUGUCUAGUCCCGCUCUCCUACCACCUCCACGCCGAGCUAGCAGCCGAGCACAACGGCGCCGAAAGAUGGGGAUACAGGCGCCUCGGGUGCGGACAGCUCACGGCCUCCGUUAGGAAGAAGGUCGCGCGCGGGUCUGCCCAGGCUAAGAGAAAGAGCAGAAGCAGUCUCGGCGUCGCUAAACAAGAGGAGCAGGAGGACGAUGACGACGAAAAGGACCAAAAGGACGGCAACGGCGACGGCGAAGGCCAGGUAGAGUGGCAGAAGCUGCCCAAGCAAGACGAGAAGGCUCGCUCCCUGCUCCGCGACUCCGUGCUGCCGAAGGACCUCGACUGGAUUAACGGCAGCCUGGUGCGCGACUACGCGGAGAUGGGGCUGCCCGGCUUCACCGAGACGGCGCAGGUGCACCCGUACCAGUUCACGACGUCGAUGGCGGCGCUCGCGCGCCAGGGCGGCACCGAGAUCCGCGUCGGCGCCAAGGUGACCGGGAUCGGGCUGAACAAGUCCUCGAGGGCAGUCGACAGCGUAUCCUUCGUCGACCGCGCGACAGGCCAGACAUCGACGCUCCCGGGCGUGACGGACGUCGUGGUGGCGGCGGGCCCGUGGACGGGGACGCUGUGGCCGCGGACCAAAGUCGAGGGCCUGCGCGCGCACAGCGUCGUGUUCGCCGCCGACGUCAGCCCCUACGCCGUCUUCACCGACAUCAGCCUGCCUCCGGACUGGGUGCCCGCGCACCGGGCCGCGCGCGGCGAGACGCGGCGCCGCCACCGCGGCAACGUCGACCCGGAGAUCUACGCGCGGCCCGGCGGCGAGGUGUACGCGUGCGGGGAGCCGGACGCGAGCGCGCCUUUGCCCGAGACGGCGGACCUCGUGCAGUGCGACGACGCCCAGUGCGAUGACCUCGUCGCGUACGUCGGCGCCGUGAGCCCUGUGCUCGGCGCCGCCGGCGUCGCCGCCCGCCAGGCCUGUUACCUGCCGCGGCACGUGCGGUUCGGGAAGGAGAGCGCGCCGCUCGUCGGCCGCACCGCCGUGGACGGGCUGUGGGUCGCCUCCGGGCACACGUGCUGGGGCAUACAGAACGGGCCGGCGACCGGGAAGCUUAUGGCGGAGUUCAUCUUCGAUGGCGAGGCGAGGAGCGCCGAUGUGGCGGAGCUGGAUCCGAGGAGGUACAAGGUCUGAGUGGUGGUGGUGUAAGGGAACGAACGGAAGGGCAUAGAAGGGCGGGGAAAAGAAGGGGAA